Verticillium nonalfalfae is the source of this 2394-nucleotide messenger RNA. RefSeq lists its product as uncharacterized. Lineage: Eukaryota; Fungi; Ascomycota; Sordariomycetes; Glomerellales; Plectosphaerellaceae. Bases 1 to 2394 code for a protein of 797 amino acids. The transcript has 2 exons. The record is from RefSeq and is a predicted model, not a curated record.
AUGGCCACCUCGUCGAGUUUCUCCUACGCGCAAGCUGCCAAGGGGCAGGCGCCCAACGUCACAUCUGCGACUACGACCCAGUCGGCCUCAGCGCCGGAGGACCACAUUGCUGAUAUCAAAGACACCAUCAAGAACCAGUCGGCUGCCGACGAGCAGAGCCCCAAGUCAAAUGACGCCUCUCCAAAGGAUCGAAGAGGUGAAGAGGCCUCUGCGGCCGAGCAAACCGACUCUGCCCCCGCGCAGGAGAGCACUCCUGCCUCAACAGCCCCCACCGACAUGGGCUCAGCAUCCGCUCCUGCCGUGAAUGGCACUGGACGGGAUGACGACGAGACAACCACGGAGACCUUCCACUACCGCAGCGACAAGAGCGCCGCGCGCUCUUCCAGCUCCUCCACCCGCGUCACCGACGAGAACGACGGCAAGAAGGGCCAGCGCAAGGGUCGGAAGGGUAAGGCCGCCACCAACGGGGAGGCCGAUAAGAACAAGGACAAGGAGGCCGAGAAGGAAAAAGAGCAGCCCAAGAUCGAGCUCACAGAGGCGCCAAUGCCGUCUGUAAACAUCUGGACACAACGGAAGGAGGCCCAGGAUGCCAGGGUCAAGCCAAGCUCUGCGCCCGCAGGCGCUCAGACCACUGCUGCUAAGGCCGAUGGCUCGGUUGCCUCGACCGAAACGUGGGGCAACUCGCAGGAUUCCAAGAAAAAGUCCAAACUUGCCGACUCUGUCGACUCUUCCUCGACCAGUGCCGCCCAGACUGGACCUGCAAACGGUGUCAAGCAACCAAGAAAGGCUGCCGAGGAGGUUCGCACCGAGGGCGAGACAUCGAGGAGGACCGGUGCCCGCGGCUCGCGUGCGGGCGACAAGGCCGAUGCGCUGCCCCCGGUCGGCGAUGCUACCUUCUGGCCUACGCCUGAGACGGCUAUCAAGGACGACAAGCGCAAGCCCGCCGAGAAGACGGAGCGUACAGAGCAACCCGAGGCUCACGAUGACAGUGCCGGUCAGAAGUCGAGGGAGAAGAAGCAGUGGUCUCGCAUGGACUUUGUGCCGACAGUUAACUUUGAGACUCCUGUCCCUGCCAUGCGCGGUUCUCGUGGCGGCGGCCGCAACGGACGAGGCGGCCGUGAUGUCUCCACCAGGGGUGGUGGCAAUGCCACAUCCGCCAGUGCCGCGGACCGCAGCUCUGAAGCCCCUGCCGGCAACGCAGUCAAGGGCGGCAGCGACCAGCGAGAGAAGUCCAAGGACGGUGCCGCGCCUAGCAGGCCGACUUCCGUCCCCCCAUCGACCACCAGGCAUACCGAGGCGACUCGUCCUAGGGAGUCGAGGAAGAACGCGUCACGGCCUAAGGACGCCAGCGCUGGCGAGCACACUGCCCCCCGCGGUGAUGGUCGAGGGGAGAGGGGCGGCCGCGGCGGUUACCGUGGUCGCGGCGGGCACCAAAACGUGCCUCCCCACAACCAGCAAGGCUCUUUCAACGCCAAUGCUGGUGCCUUCGCCGCCCAGCCUGUGCCCUCUCGCCAUCAGCAGUUCACGAGCCCUCCCCUGCCCCAGGGCAACUCCUUCCCCCAGAGCUUCGGGUCAGCGAGGCCCUCUGGUCGUGGCGGCAAUCGGCAGUCUACCGCAUCGAACUACUCGCAUCGCACCAACGGCAACGGCAACCGCCCGCGCCCCAUCUCGACCUCGGGCAACAUGGGAUACACCUGGGAUUCUUACCCCAACAUGCCCAUGACGGCCCCUGUCUACCCUCCUCAGCAGGCAUUUGACUUCCACGUCAAGCCUGUUCUGACACAGCAGGUUGAUUUCUACUUCUCUCUGGAGAAUCUGUGCAAAGAUCUUCACCUUCGCAAGAACAUGGACUCGCAGGGCUUCGUCGCUUUGUCCCUCAUCCAUGGCUUCCAGCGCGUCUUCCAACUUUGCGGUCCCAACCUGCACCUUCUGCGUGCUGCUGUCGCUGAGUCUACGACUAUUGACUACGUUGUCGGCAAGGACGGGCUCGAACGCGUGCGCGCCCGCGAUCACUGGCAGAAGUUUGUGCUUCCCACAGAUCAGAGGUCUGAGGCCGCUCAGACCGACGGGCCUGAAUCCUUCCACAGCUACUCUCUCGAUCAGCAGGCGAUCCGUGACCCGGCGGCAACCGACUACCCUCUGGGUUCGCCCCCUCUCUACGUCAACGGGAUCAACGGCCAUGGAUACGACGGCCUGCCGCUGAUGAACGGAGCCUAUCACGGCGAGGCCAAUGGCCAGCUCUCUGCUGCGGUUCCCGACUUCCAGCCGAGCAGUGCCUUUGCGGACCAGCACCAGGAGCAGGUCAACGGCGACGUGAAUGGCACCACACCCGCCGCUCAGGCGCAGGUGAACGGUACGCAUGGCGAGUCACAGGUCGAGGCCCUCCAGUCGUAG